Molecule: messenger RNA, 734 nt
Organism: Rhopalosiphum maidis (corn leaf aphid)
Lineage: Eukaryota; Metazoa; Arthropoda; Insecta; Hemiptera; Aphididae
Gene: Ir85a
Exons: 3
Coding region: 123-734 (203 amino acids)
Source: RefSeq, a predicted model, not a curated record
CCGACGUUUCGGUCAACGGACACUUUCUGAAAGACUACAACUGUUACUUGGCCGAGCUUACCAGACACAUAACGAGCGACAAGGUGUGUUUGCUCACGCCCAAAGCCGGCGUUAUCCCGCCGAUGAUGACCGUAUUGAUGAGUUUCCAGAGAGAAGUUUGGACGAUGACGGCAAUCACGUGCGUACUUGUUACUGUCAUAUAUUUCGCGGCUGCGGCGUUGGACACGCACAGGCCAGGACCCACGGGAUGCGAUUUAGGACUGGAAAUCUACAGAAUUUUCAUCGGUGCGCCGACCAAUCUAAUUUUCGCUUACUCUUGUCGCAGGAUAUUGACUUCGUUUUGUCUGUUUUUUACACUAGUCAUUUUGAACGCAUUCCAGGGAUCACUAGUGACGUUCUUGAGCACACCGAUGCACUAUCCGGAUGUCAAUACAUUUACCGAUCUGAAACAGUCGAAUUUGCCGAUUCGAACAUCCAGCAUCAGUUUCAAGGAAAUAUUGACCGGAGACCCUAACUUGAAAUCUCUAGCCUACCGAGUCGAGAAGUGGGAAAAAGAAGAAGACAUUCAUAAUUCCGACGGCAAGUUCGCUGGAUUUGAGCGCGUUAAUGUUUUCAAUUUGGAGCAUUUCAAAGACGUAUUAUUCAUCGCCAAUAGGAACAACACUCGCGUACUACACACGAUGAACGAGUGUCUGAUAUCGUACUUUAUAUCAUACGUAGUUCAUAGGUUAUGA